This is a messenger RNA of Anopheles coustani, 7085 nucleotides long. RefSeq names its product protein argonaute-2 (gene AGO1). The transcript is spliced from 12 exons. NCBI's taxonomy places the organism in Eukaryota, Metazoa, Arthropoda, Insecta, Diptera, Culicidae. The record is from RefSeq and is a predicted model, not a curated record. The coding region runs from base 347 to 3115 and encodes 922 amino acids. Gene Ontology annotation, molecular function: protein binding; RNA binding.
GCAAACGGAAGAACAGCAGAAAAUAAUACCAUCCAUACCGCAGACUCGUGGCGAAGCGUCGCAAAAUCGAGUGAUUUCGGCAGUGCAACAGUGAUUCGGUAGCCCCGCGUGUGCGAGAAAAAGCGAUUUAUCAAGCGCGGUACGGUUUCGCGAGGUGUUUCAGCUCGCCCCACGCAGCAAAGUUGGUGGCAGCAGUGGAUGAAAUAAUUGCGUAGAGAAAAGAGGUGCGAGUGGAGGUAGAGGGGAGGCAGAAAGACACACUUUUCGGUCGUGUGGUGUGCAGUUCCCGUUGCAUGAAAUUGAGCUGCGGAAGGUUUACGACGAUUAGCAGCCACAACCCGUCAUCAUGUAUCCAGUAGGGCAACAAUCACCAUGGACUUCUUCGCCGCCAAGGCCUCCAAGUCCGUCUCAGUCGCAGACCAGCUUCGAUACACUCUCACCACCACCAGCGGGAGCGACGGUCAACCCGACCACGGUGGCGACCACGACGGGCACGCAGGGCGCCCAGGCGCUCGGUGUGGUGCCGGCCACACCGCCCGCCCCGCCAGACCUACCGGUGUUUACGUGCCCGCGCCGGCCGAACCUGGGUCGCGAGGGCCGCCCGAUCGUGCUGCGGGCGAACCACUUCCAGAUCACGAUGCCGCGCGGCUACGUGCACCAUUACGACAUCAACAUCCAGCCGGACAAGUGCCCGCGCAAGGUGAACCGCGAGAUCAUCGAGACGAUGGUGCACGCGUACAGUAAGAUGUUCGGGGCGCUGAAGCCCGUCUUCGAUGGGCGCAACAACCUAUACACGCGGGACCUGCUGCCGAUCGGCAACGAUCGGGUCGAGCUGGAGGUGACGCUGCCGGGCGAGGGCAAGGAUCGGGUGUUCCGCGUCACGAUCAAAUGGGUGGCGCAGGUGUCGCUGUUCAAUCUGGAGGAGGCACUCGAGGGCCGCACUCGGCAGAUCCCGUACGACGCGAUCCUCGCCCUGGACGUCGUGAUGCGCCAUCUGCCCAGCAUGACCUACACCCCGGUCGGCAGAAGCUUCUUCAGCUCUCCAGAUGGUUACUAUCACCCUCUCGGAGGCGGUCGUGAAGUAUGGUUUGGGUUCCAUCAGAGUGUUCGACCAUCACAGUGGAAAAUGAUGCUGAACAUUGACGUUUCGGCCACGGCCUUCUACAAAGCACAACCGGUCAUCGAGUUCAUGUGCGAGGUGCUCGACAUCAGAGACAUCAACGAGCAGCGCAAACCGCUGACCGACUCCCAGCGUGUCAAGUUCACGAAGGAGAUCAAGGGGCUGAAGAUCGAAAUCACACACUGCGGCACGAUGCGCCGAAAGUAUCGCGUAUGCAACGUCACGAGACGACCCGCACAAAUGCAAUCCUUCCCGUUGCAGCUAGAGAACGGCCAAACGGUCGAGUGUACGGUGGCCAAAUACUUCCUCGACAAGUACAAGAUGAAGCUGCGCUAUCCGCAUCUGCCGUGUCUGCAGGUUGGCCAGGAGCACAAACACACCUACCUCCCACUGGAGGUAUGCAACAUCGUCGCCGGCCAGCGCUGCAUCAAGAAGCUGACCGAUAUGCAAACGUCGACCAUGAUCAAGGCAACCGCACGAUCGGCGCCCGAUCGCGAGCGCGAAAUCAACAAUCUGGUGCGCCGUGCCGACUUCAACAACGACGCGUACGUGCAGGAGUUUGGUUUGGCCAUCUCGAACAGCAUGAUGGAGGUGCGCGGUCGAGUGCUGCCGCCGCCGAAGCUACAGUACGGUGGUCGCGUUUCCAGCAUGAGCGGACAAUUACUCUCUGGUCCACAGAAUAAGGUGAGCUUAGCAUUACCAAACCAAGGGGUUUGGGAUAUGCGAGGCAAACAAUUUUUCACCGGCGUCGAGAUUCGCGUGUGGGCCAUCGCCUGCUUCGCGCCGCAGCGGACCGUGCGCGAGGACGCCCUGCGCAACUUCACCCAGCAGCUACAGAAGAUAUCGAACGACGCGGGCAUGCCGAUCAUCGGACAGCCGUGCUUCUGCAAGUACGCGACCGGCCCGGACCAGGUGGAACCGAUGUUCAGAUAUCUGAAGAGCACCUUUAGCCAUCUGCAGCUGGUCGUCGUGGUGCUUCCCGGCAAGACGCCCGUCUACGCCGAAGUCAAGCGAGUUGGAGACACGGUACUCGGCAUGGCAACACAGUGCGUGCAGGCAAAGAACGUUAACAAAACUUCACCACAAACGCUGUCCAAUCUCUGCUUGAAGAUCAACGUGAAACUGGGCGGAAUCAACUCGAUCCUGGUGCCAUCGAUCAGACCAAAGGUAUUCGACGAGCCCGUUAUUUUCCUCGGUGCCGAUGUCACCCAUCCGCCGGCGGGUGAUAACAAGAAGCCCUCGAUAGCGGCGGUCGUCGGAUCGAUGGACGCCCAUCCGUCGAGGUACGCCGCGACGGUGCGCGUGCAGCAACAUCGGCAGGAAAUCAUCCAGGAGCUGAGCAGUAUGGUGCGCGAGCUGUUGAUCAUGUUCUACAAAUCGACCGGAGGCUUCAAGCCGCACCGCAUCAUCCUUUACCGGGACGGCGUGUCGGAGGGCCAGUUCCCGCACGUGCUGCAGCACGAGCUGACCGCGAUCCGCGAGGCGUGCAUCAAGCUCGAGGCCGACUACAAGCCCGGCAUUACGUUCAUCGUGGUGCAGAAGCGCCACCACACGCGACUUUUCUGCGCGGACAAGAAGGAACAAAGUGGCAAGUCGGGCAACAUUCCAGCCGGUACGACGGUGGACGUCGGCAUCACCCACCCGACCGAGUUCGACUUUUACCUCUGCAGCCACCAGGGUAUUCAGGGUACCAGUCGCCCAUCGCACUACCACGUCCUCUGGGAUGACAAUCACUUCGAGUCGGAUGAGCUGCAGUGCCUCACAUAUCAGCUGUGUCACACGUACGUCCGGUGUACUCGAUCUGUGUCCAUUCCAGCGCCCGCUUACUACGCACAUCUGGUCGCAUUUAGGGCGAGGUACCAUCUGGUCGAGAAGGAACACGACUCCGGCGAAGGAUCUCACCAGAGUGGUUGCUCGGAGGACAGAACGCCCGGUGCGAUGGCCCGCGCGAUCACCGUGCACGCCGACACCAAAAAGGUUAUGUACUUUGCCUAAGCUGCUACGCCGGGGUUCUUCAAGCCACCACCGGUGCUCCGUUUUGCAGUUGUUUUUUGUUGUUUUUAAAGCGAAGACGCAAACAGACAGAUACAAGGCACGAGAUUCGAUCGCUGCCGUACCAACGCCAAAACGAAUAUCAUCCACGGAGAUUAGAGGAGUGCGCCAUGUAAGCGCUUCGUAAACAGGAUAUCAUUAUUAUCAUUGUCAUUAUUAUGUCGACAUCUCAUCAUCGUGCACACUCGAAGCAAGAACGGAAGAUGCCCAGGAGGAGAAGAAGGAACAAACGAUAUCGCUAUUUACCCGAUCUCGGCGCAUACGGUACACAGUUUUUCGUAUGUGUAUCGCUCAUUUAAGGCUUUAGUUUUUCGGAACACCACCACACAGGCAGGCGGCAUUACCUUCAAUUUUGCGUAUUGCUCAUCACGAUCGAACGACUAUGAUUCCAUACGUUAAUAACACGUACACGCUCAAAUCAUGCUCAUGCUGCGUGUAGCUCUCGGUUUUAACGCAUCUCACAAGCGUGCGUGUAGCAGCUUUUCUCCAAUAUCAAAGUGUGACUUACUUCAAAGUGUCGAGAGGCAUUAUUUAAAACAAUUAUCUAUUUCUUAACAUCUCCCCAAUUGUGACCUAACCCCGAGGUUUGUUGUAAGAUGAGCCGUCGAUUGGCCGCUAUCAUGCUUUAAAGUUUUUUUUUUGUGUUGCCUCUUUUGCUAUUGCAACUGGAUAGGGAAGCAAUGAAUGGCAAAGCUCGCGUGUGCGUAUAACAAGAAACCAAAGCCACGGUUUCAGUACCCAAAACAUACGACAAAAAUAGUACCUCUACUUCUUGCUUUUCUCUUUUUCGUGUCAAUAACGGUUUAAUUAAUUUAAAGAAAAAACAAACAAACAAAAAAACAAAGCUUUUGUUGUUACAAAGGAUUAUAGUGGGAAAAUUAGAAAUCAUGUGAGAGUAUGAAGAAAAAGGUAUCAGCAUUGGGUGAUAUCGGAUUUACAAAAACAACAAGGUUCACUCGCGUGUACACAUGGUUAGUCGGUAAUAGUUUAGUACAAUUGAAAUACAAGGGAUUUUUUACGGCUUAACGAAAUCACUCCAACAGGAUCACAAUACGUUCACGGAACGUGAACCAAAACAAAACGUAUGAAAGAAGACAUCUAGGAGGAUAGUUAAUAGUUGAAUAAGGCUUUCUACAUAUUUUUUUUAUUGUUUUAAUUUAGGAGAUAGUUUCCUGCCAAUAUGAUCCUGUAACGCAUACUUCGUAUGAGUAAUGUGCUAAGCAAUCGAGCAUUAAACCACCCGAACAAUUAUUCAUUACAAACUGUAACAAAGAAGUCAGUAGAAAGAAGGAGCAUUAUGGCUGUAUUUUUUGAGGUCUCAGAUAAUGUCUUGAAAGCGCCACAAAAUGAGUCGAUCGUGAAAUACGGUGAACUAUUUUGUUUCGCCUUGUUUGUUUUUUGCUUCUGUCAAUGCAAUAUAUCCGACUUUUAGACCUAGGUUUAGCAUUUCUUUUUUUGUUAAUGAUAAAUAUUUACCAUUACCUGCAUAACGGUCCUCUCUUACGGCCUGAACCGCUCAUCUACCAUACUUUGCUAAAAAAAUAGAACCAGUAACGAAAUCUGACGAUCUUGAAAUAUGAUCCUCAAAGCAGUUGGAAAGGAUUUGGGCGCGCGCAUCUUCGUCGCCAUUUCCUCCGAACCUCUGUCAUUAACCAUUACUUUAGUUAUAGACCGUUUCGACUGCCACUCGAACCACGGACUCGAUCGCUGGGAUAGCACAACAACACACUACUUAGGCCACUACACGUGUGGCGCCUUUCUUACGUCGUGUCCUAUAGAAAGCUGUCGCGAAACGCGAGUUGAUUGUAAAUAGUUAAACAUUGUUCAUCGUUCUCGUUUUUUACGUUUGCAUUGCUUAGUGUCACCUUUGAACGCCGCAGAAAACUGCGAUACAGUACGCAACAGAACAUUAAUUAAAACGUGCCGGGAAUUAGGAAACGUUAACCAACAAUCAAUUGUUCUACAAUAUUGGACGGACCGUAUAAGCAUACCUAAUCAAAUCGUAGCGUAGUAAUUGAGUACACUGAUCGUGGAAAAGGAUGUAUCCAAGCAUAAGGUAUGCAAAAAACAAUUAUUAAAUUCUCAGCAAAACACGUGGAUGCCCGAAGCGCGCGUAUCCGUGCCCCGGUUGGGGGCGGGGAUAGUGUAGGGACGCGGAAGGUACACGUUUUCUCGACAUCUCAGAGUCCGCGGCUUAACCAGCUUGUCAGGAGUAAAAUGUAUGUGUAUAUUUAAAAGAAGAUGGCGACCAUUUUAACCGGUAGCGAUGCAAAAUGGCAUGUAUAGUGAAAAUCAAAUCAAAUCAAAUCCUCUCGAAUCGAUGGAGGCUUUUUAUUACUGCAAAUCGUGUGUCAAACAAUGGAUGCUACUGAAGAUAUAGCAAGAAAGCGGGGUAAAAGAAUAGAUGAGAAGCAGCCACAGCAGCAAUAGCAGCAGCAGCAGCAACAGCAGUAGUCUUAGUGGCCCAUAUUAAGGGACACGACACUAAACAGUAAUGACAGCUAAGGGCAGAAAGUAAAACAAAACACAAAUGAGGAAUCUGUGUGAUGAUGCAGCUGCAGGUGUUUGUCUGGCUGCUACACUUAACCGUAAGGAUAACUAAUAGUAACGGAUUGUGACCACACACAAACACACACACACAAAUUGAUCAUAGGUCAUCUGUAAAAAUGACACCCCAUGGACACCCAAAAAAAACCAAACAAGAAUCGACCCACCCAGCACACACUAAAAACCAGAUUGACCGGCGUAAAGCGCUAGUCAGAAAAAAAUGAUGAAGAAUGGAGCAGAAAGGCAAUAAGUAGGAAAGGAAGGAACGUAAGGAAAAUUAUGCAUACUGGCGUCUUUCCUUCGAAUCGCUAUCGAAAACGAAAAAAAAAGUAUAUCUUGUUGAGGUUUCAGUAAGCACCAACGAUGGAUCCAAGUCCAGUUUCCUCUAAAUAAACCCAAAUGGCCCUCCAGAAGAGUGAAACGACCGCUUGGCUGAGACCCACGGGUUGUUUUCCCUAUCAAAGCACAGCCUUUGGGAGUGUUUUUGCUCGCGGAAGAAGACAUACGGAGGGCAAUAAAACAAACACUAACAUCAUAUGAAUAUUGAUCCAAUUUUUAAAUCCGUUGCACACGUAGCUUUCAUUAGCCUUAUGUUUUUUCUCGUAGCGUUAAUGUUUGAGCAUCUACAUACGGUAUUAAGGUAGAUACGUGUCUAGGAAACGAAUGGUACAAUUUUGAUACCAUUUAAGGUAGAUGGCAAGCUUUGAAUUUUAACCUUGGUCCACUAAAAGGGACUACCCAUGAAAAAUCGAAUGAGGCUUACUUUGAAAUCGGGUGAGGAUGACGACGGACGAGUAUGUGGUUUUGGGAAAAAACACAGAAAGCAACAAAGGGUUCUCUUAACUAUCCAUCAAUAGAAAAAAUAUCAGUUCGCAACAACAACGUGUGUCAAGCUAACAAUUAGUUAAUGAGUCGUUCAUUAAAUAAAAAAAAGGAAUCAUUCAAAAUAACGAUAACCACUAGCAAGGUAGCCUACUACGGGCGUCCAGUAAGAUGAAACUUCAGACCGGGAAUUAGAUUGUAAGAAUUAAAAUGAAAAAAAAAACUAAAAAAAAACACUUUUUCACUUCGACGGUAACCAAAUCUACACAACUUUAGUUAAAAACGUGCAAAACAAGGAUUCAUAGAGCGUACCCACUGCUCCCCUAGUGUUAUUAUUAACAGUACGUUAAAGCUGUUUAUUUUGUUUGCGGUCGUCUUUCGAAUGCGUAGCUAUGUAUACUUUUUAUUUAUUAAGCAAACACAGAAGAAAGGUGGCGCCACAGUCAGGUUUCGCGAAUAAAACAAAAAAAACUACUGAAAACUAAGUAUAAACAUAUAUUUUUAUGCACUGGAACUUAGCCUCUAAUUCUGCAGCAUAAGUGAA